AUCCCCGCAGCUGCUGUGAAAGAAACGCAAGACUUAUGUGACAGAGCGAGUCUGUCAUGCAAGCCACACUCCGGUCAAACUGUGGCACCAAUGAAUUCGUCCCUUUCCUUACUUUGCAUGCCACUACACGGUCGGGUGCUGAAUUAAAGUCCUUUGGAUAUGCACUUUUUAAAGUCCCUGCGAGUUACAAACGCGGGUGUUUGGGAUUGGGUCUUGAAAGACGCUGUCAAACGGACUGAACCGGCGUGUCACUUACUGAGCCGAAGAAAAGCACCCAGGAUAUUGUACACAAGUUCAGCAUCGCUGCACCGGUCUUACAACGAACCCAGCCUGAAAGACAGCGAGCAUGCACACCCACAACUGCGUGCCUCUAAGAAGAGCCUGUUUCCAGAGCUGGAGGAUCUGCUGUUCUACACCAUCACGGAUGGGCAGGAACAGAUCUCUCUCCCAAAGUUCAUCACAGCGGUGAAAAGGACAGGCUUGUUGACCUCUGACCCGCGCCUGAGAGACUGCAUGGACCUCAUCCGUCAGUCAGUGCAGGAGUCAGUGGGCGGAGUCAUGAUGGACCGAUACCUCUUCAGGAAGUGUGUGGGCAGUAACAUCGUUCUCCUGACUCAAGCUUUCCGCAAAAAGUUUGUCAUUCCCGAUUUCCAGACUUUCAGCAACCACAUCAACCAGCUGUACGACAGCGCCCGGAAACAGAAUGCUGGGAAGGUUGCUGACUACAUCCCUCAGCUGGCUAAGUUCAGCCCUGACCUGUGGGGUGUUUCUCUGUGCACUGUGGAUGGGCAAAGACACUCUGUGGGCGACACAAGACUCCCCUUCUGCCUGCAGUCCUGCGUGAAGCCACUAGAGUACGCUAUUGCGAUCCACGAGUCGGGGACGGAGCACGUGCACCACUACGUGGGGAAGGAGCCCAGCGGACUGAAAUUCAACAAGCUGUUCCUGAAUGACGAGGAUCGGCCUCAUAAUCCCAUGGUGAACGCAGGGGCCAUUGUCAUCAGCUCCCUCAUAAAGGUAAGACUGGAGUGGAGGCUCCUACACUCCCUGAGUAACUUUCCUAUACUGGAUUCCAUGCCUCAGGUGAGCUGCUGUCUUCAGAUUGCAUUCUCAUAGGUUAGUUUUAUGGUC
Polyodon spathula (Mississippi paddlefish) is the source of this 1131-nucleotide messenger RNA. Its product is annotated as glutaminase kidney isoform, mitochondrial-like. The record is from RefSeq and is a predicted model, not a curated record. Gene Ontology annotation, molecular function: glutaminase activity. The coding region runs from base 160 to 1116 and encodes 318 amino acids. NCBI's taxonomy places the organism in Eukaryota, Metazoa, Chordata, Actinopteri, Acipenseriformes, Polyodontidae. Gene Ontology annotation, biological process: L-glutamine catabolic process. The transcript is spliced from 7 exons.